UUUUCUGGCAAUGGUUAAAAAUUGAGCAUUUAAACGAACGAAAUUCAUUUAUCGGACACUACUAAUUAUACGGAUGAUUUGUAUAGAAAUAAUUUGACGUUCAAAAUUGUGUAGUAGUGAAUUUACAUACUAACUUCAAUUUUAUUUUAUGCCUGGAUUCCCUAAUUACCAAUUUUUAGAUUAAUAACAAAAAUUACAGUGAGUUAGUCUCAGUGGUAACAGUCACGUUAUAUUUUUUUAGUAUCGAAACCUGAAAUUGAAGCGGCCGAAUAUUUUUUUAGACUAGCAAAACGUAGCGUGUAAUGAUGAAUAGUGGCGUGCCCCCCGGCUUGGUUGUCACGAAAAAUGAACAGGGCCAGCUUGUUGUUGUGCAACAGUUCCAGCUACAGCAGCCACAGAGUCGACCAGCUCAGGUUGUCAGGCCAAUCAUUCAAGCAUCUAUCAUAGCCACAGCAACGACGACAUCUUCAGCAUCUGCAGCAGCAGGAACAAGAUCGCUCUUCAUACAACCCCAGCACAUCCUUCCGCAUACUCAACAACAGCAGCAGCUAACAGCAACAACAACAUUAACUCAACGAGUUCCAUUGUUACCCGUUCAACCGACUACAACAACGAUGAUUGUUGCUCAACAACAGCAACAGCAGCCACAACUUCAAUUAGCACCCAAUGUUAUUGUCAAUCAGCAGCAGCAACUGUCGUUGACCAAUCAAAUUCAACCUAAUGGUGAUGCUCUCACAUCAAUCAACAAGGAGGUAGUGGAAAAUGUGCGAAAGUGCAAAAACUUUUUGUCCACCUUGUUAAAGCUGGCAGCGAAUCAACCGAAGGAGACACUUGACAAUGUGUUGAGCCUCAUCCAGGGACUUGUGGACAAUGCAGUGACUCCAGAGGAGUUCACUACUCAACUUCAGAAGGAGCUGAAAUCCUCCCCUCAGCCUUAUCUAAUUCCAUUUUUAAAAAAAAGUCUACCUUACCUCAGACAGUUUUUAAGCAAUAACAAGAUGCAAAUAGACGGCAUCAGACCGCCCAUAAGUAAUACAAGCACCGACGACACCAAUAGCAACAACACCAACAACAUCAUCAUACAGAACAACACAAAUAGCAUCGUUAACACCACUAACAACAACAACAAUUCUGUAGUUUUCCUGACUGCCACACAACAACAGCAACAACUACAUCAACAGCAACAAACAAUAGUUGCUGCUACAACAACUCAGGCAAGCAUGUUAGCUGUAGACGGCAGUAACAGUAGAACUACAAUUCGUCCAGUAACAGGCAUCCCACAGCAACAACAAAAACUGCAAAACAUUCAACAACAGCAACAAAUUCGAUUGAUGCAGGCUCUUCCUAUAUCCAACAACAACAACACCAACAACACUAACAACAACAUCAGUGCUACACCAGAAACUACAAGGUUGUUACAAACACGCUUCUCAAAUCCUUCGUCCAAUACACAUCAGUUACUCAACAACUUAACGACUGGGCAACAAAAACUACAGGCUCAACAGUUAGCAGCCCUACACACAAACACAAAUUUUAUAGCUCCGACGACACCGUUACCAUCUUCACUUCCACGACUAAUUCUCUCAUCAAAUUCCACUCUCCUUGCAUCAUUCCCUCAAGUGCAGCCUGUCUCUACGACGCCGACCACCACAGUUGCUGCCAUCAUAGCCACAACAACGGCAGCAGCAGUAGCAGCAGCAACGACAACAACGACAUUAGCAGCCCCAAAAGUCAUCAACAAUAUCAACAACAACAUGACAGCAACACUGCUACGGAAUAACAAUAACAUUCUGCCCACGUCUCUCGCGGCACAGCAACAACUGCAGCAGCAACUGCACCAUCAUAGGCAACAACAAAUACAACAACAUUUGCAAGCCUCGAGACCUGAAAAACGAAAGUUUGAAACAAUUAGUCGAACAGAAGAUGAUGAUAUAAAUGAUGUGGCCACGAUGGGAGGAGUCAACUUGAAUGAGGAAACUCGAAACAUCCUAUCAGUUACGAGUAUUUUGUCAACUGGCCAAUUACGAUCUUGCACAGAAGAGUCAUUUCUAGACCAACACCUGCUGAGUAAAUUUGUCUCCACUAUAGCCCAGAGGAAAGGUUUAUCGACAGUUCAGCCGGAUUCCAUAAAUAUGUUGUCGAUGGCUGUGAAAGAAAAAUUAAAAACUAUCCUUGAACAGUUAUCUGUCCUCUCAGAACACAGAACAGAAAUAUACAAGAAUGAAAAACUGCUGACUCUGAAAUCUGAAGUGAAAAGGCAGAUGAAAUUCAGGCAGGAGAUUGCCAGGUUGGAAGGGGAGAGAGUGAGAGAAAUAGAGAGUCAGGCCAUUAUGAAAGCCGCCAAGUCUAGAACAAAAACCGACGACCCUGAUCAACUGAAAAAAAAGGAACUUGCUAAAAAGCAACAAAUGCAAGAGAUGGAGGACAAAAGGAAGGAGCAAUCCAACAUCACAGCCCUGGCCGCCAUUGGACCCCGGAAGCAACGAAGUUUUACCAUUUUGCCGGACUCUUUGUUGGCCUCCUCUGCUUCCUCUUCGUCCAAUCAUCACAUUCUGACCAAUAACAGUGUCGGCUCUACUGGUGGUCUGCUGAACGUUUCUGGAGUUCUUAACAAUGGGAAUGUAUUAGGUGGAAGUUUCAGCUUGCCUGGACAGACAUUGCCUUUAAGAAAUCGAGUGAAGAGAGCAACGUCAAAAGACUUACUGUACAUAAUGCAGCAAGACAAAAGGUUGAGUCGAUCUGCUCUGCUCUACAAGGCAUUCAUAAAAUUCUGA
This is a messenger RNA of Helobdella robusta, 2774 nucleotides long. RefSeq lists its product as hypothetical. The record is from RefSeq and is a predicted model, not a curated record. The transcript is spliced from 13 exons. Gene Ontology annotation, biological process: transcription initiation at RNA polymerase II promoter; DNA-templated transcription. NCBI's taxonomy places the organism in Eukaryota, Metazoa, Annelida, Clitellata, Rhynchobdellida, Glossiphoniidae. Gene Ontology annotation, cellular component: transcription factor TFIID complex. Gene Ontology annotation, molecular function: DNA binding; RNA polymerase II general transcription initiation factor activity; protein heterodimerization activity. Bases 303 to 2774 code for a protein of 823 amino acids.